This is a messenger RNA of Colletotrichum spaethianum, 1302 nucleotides long. RefSeq names its product protein DnaJ xdj1. Gene Ontology annotation, biological process: response to heat; protein refolding. The record is from RefSeq and is a predicted model, not a curated record. Lineage: Eukaryota; Fungi; Ascomycota; Sordariomycetes; Glomerellales; Glomerellaceae. Gene Ontology annotation, cellular component: cytoplasm. Gene Ontology annotation, molecular function: ATP binding; Hsp70 protein binding. The transcript is spliced from 4 exons. Bases 1 to 1302 code for a protein of 433 amino acids.
AUGGCCAGUGGUGGACCGAGUGCCGGUCCCGAUAUGUCGGGGGAGGAAGACAUUGAUCUCUACGAGCUCCUCGGGAUCGAUAAGGAUGCCUCGCAGGAUCAGAUCAAGAAGGCAUACCGCAAGGCUGCCCUUCUUCACCAUCCCGACAAAGUCCCUGAGGAACGCAGAGAAGAAUCGGAAGCCAAGUUCAAGGCCGUCAGCCAGGCCUACGAAAUCCUCAAGGAUGAGGACAAGCGCCACCUCUACGACACCCACGGCAUGGCUGCCUUCGACCCCUCACGCGGCGGUCCCGGCGGUCCCGGUGGCGUCGAAGUCGACCUGAACGAUAUCUUGUCACAGAUGUUUGGCAUGGGCAUGGGCGGCCCCGGAGGCCCUGGCGGCGGCCCCAGAAGACCCCGUCGCGGCCCCGACGAGGACCAGCCCUACAAGGUCACGCUCGAGGAGUUGUACAAGGGCAAGACCGUUAAGUUUUCCGCGAACAAGCAGGUUGUCUGCGGCACCUGCAAGGGCUCCGGCGCCAAGGCGAACGUCAAGCCCCAACCGUGCGAGAAGUGCAGAGGCGCCGGUAUGGCGGAGGCCUUCCGCCAGGUCGGUCCGGGCCUGGUGCGCAAGGAGACGGUCAUUUGCGACCGUUGCGAGGGAUCCGGCAACUUCUACAAGGAGAAGGACCGUUGCAAGAAGUGCAAGGGCAAGCGCACGACGUCCGAGACCAAGGUUCUCGAGAUCUACAUCCCUAGGGGCUCCCAAAACGGCGAGAGGAUUGUGUUGGAGGGAGAGGCGGACCAGUUCCCCGACCAGACGCCUGGAGACAUUGUUUUCCAUCUGGCCGAGGAGCCCCACGACGACUUCACCCGCAUCGGCAACGAUUUGUCUGCUGAGCUGAACGUCACCCUGGCCGAGGCUCUUGGUGGCUUCUCCCGGACCGUCUUGACGCACCUCGACGGCCGCGGUAUUCACAUUGACAGACCUCGCGGCCAGAUCCUUCGCCCCGGUGACAUUCUCAAGGUCCCUGGCGAGGGUAUGCCUUACAAGCGCGGCGAGGCCAAGGGUGACUUGUACCUGAUUGUCAACGUCGAGUUCCCCGAGGAUGGCUGGUUGAAGGACGACAAGGAUUACGACGCUCUGAACAAGCUUCUUCCGCCCCCGCCCCCGCCGAUUGAGGCCGAGGAGGUUGAUGAGGUCGAGUACGAGGAGGUGGACAGCCUGGACUCGAUGGGUGCCAACUCGAGUGACCCGCGCUUCGGCGGCGAAUGGGAGGACGAGGAUGAGGACGACGGCCAGCCUCAGUGCCAGCCUCAGUAA